UGGUUGAUGGUCGAGGAUUGGUUGAUUGGGUUGAUGAGGUUGUUGGUUAUCGGUGACUCCCAACUUGGCACUCACUCUCCGCUAUCCAUAGUCGGACCUAAACCCCGAAGACUCCGACGACGACGAUUUCGACGAAGCUGAGACGGUCCGCGAAAAACGGGAAAAGCUCGCCAAGCAACGCAGAGCGGAGGCGGCGCUCAAGAAGGUCAAACCGGUCAAGAAAUCCAGCGACGGCGCAGCCGCGCGGACGGUGCCGUUCGACUCGGUCACGAUACCCAUGGGCGAUAAGUUUGCGAUUGAGAAGCUGAUCAGUUGGCGGACGGGGGUGGAUGGGACCGAGGAGAUCAUGGUUAAAUAUAAGAAUAUGAGCUAUUACCAUGCAGAAUGGCUCUCCCGUCCCGCAGUCGAAGCGAGUCCCAUGGGCAAGAUGCGCGUCAAACGGUUCCUGGAUAAGCCUGUCUGGGACACGCAGAGCCAGUGGACGGAAGAUGAACCGUUCAAUCCUUCUUUCAAACUCAUUGACCGUUUACUUGAUGAAGGAGAAAUGGGUCCCGGAGAAAUCUUCUACUUGGUCAAAUGGAAGGCGCAGACAUAUGACAACAGCACUUGGGAGUCUGCGACACUAGUCAACCAGCUCGAUGCGGAGAAAAUCAAGCAAUACAACCGCAGAAGGAUACUUACGCAAGAUAAAGAAUCCAGCUAUACACAUCCACCCAAGAGACCAUUACCCAAGGAUUGGCGGAAGAUGGAUGAUUCGCCUGCAUAUAAGAAUGAUAUGAUCUUACGGCCGUACCAGUUGGAGGGAUUGAACUGGCUCUUGUUUUGCUGGUACAACAGACAAAACAGCAUCCUCGCCGACGAAAUGGGCCUCGGCAAAACCGUGCAAUCCACCGUCUUCCUCGACUACCUCUACACCAAAGAAAAAUUCUGCGGGCCCUUUCUAAUCGUCACCCCGCUCUCCACCAUUGGAAACUGGGAGCGCGAGAUCAAGACGUGGACGAAUCUGAAUGUUGUCGUCUACCAUGGCCGCGAAACCGCCCGGAAUCUGAUUGUUGAGACGGAGUUUUACUACCGUGAUCAGAACAACCACAUUAUUACGGGGAUAUUCAAGUUCGACGUUAUCCUGACGACGUACGAGAUGGCCAUGUCCGGCGCGGCCCAGCUCCGCCCGAUCAACUGGCGCUGUGUCGUCCUCGAUGAAGCGCACCGGUUGAAGAACAAGACCUCGAAAGUCGCCGAGAUCCUCAAAUCGUACAAGAUGGACCACCGUGUCCUUUUGACUGGCACGCCGUUACAGAACUCGUUGGAGGAGUUAUGGGCCCUGUUGAACUUUUUGCAACCGGAGCGGUUUGUGCAUGAAGCCGAGUUCCAGGCGCAGUAUGGAUCCCUCAGCAGCGCGGCCGAUGUCGAGAAAUUACAAGCAUUGCUGAAACCGCUCAUGUUACGCCGGAUGAAAGAGGACGUGGAGAAAUCCAUCCCCGUAAAAGAAGAAACCAUCGUCGAGGUCGAAUUAACCACCGUCCAGAAGAAAUACUACCGCUCAAUCCUCGAAAAGAAUUUCGGAUGGCUGAAACAAGGCCCCAGUAAACGCAACGUGCCGAACUUGAUCAACACCAUGAUCGAACUGCGCAAAUGCUGUAUCCACCCGUUCUUGCUCAAAGGCGCCGAGGACCAGAUCAUGAAGGAGAAACCGGCGGAUACGGUCGAGCAGCAUUUCCAGGCGCUGAUUCAGGCGUCGGGGAAGAUGGUGCUGAUCGAUAAACUGUUGGUGAAAUUGAGGGCGGGGGGGCAUAAGGUGCUGAUUUUCUCGCAGAUGACAAGAUGUUUGGAUAUCAUCCAGGAUUAUCUGCGGGGACGGCAGUGGCAGUUUGAGCGGAUUGACGGUGGAGUGAGAGGGGAUCUACGGCAAGCCGCGAUCGACCGGUUCUCUGCGCCCGAUAGCGAGACCUUUGUCUUCCUCCUCUGCACGCGCGCCGGAGGGGUCGGUAUCAAUCUCACGGCGGCGGAUACAUGUAUCAUCUUCGACAGCGACUGGAACCCGCAAAACGACCUGCAAGCCCAAUCGCGGGUCCACAGGAUCGGGCAGAAACGCCCCGUGCAGAUAUACAGGCUGAUCACGCGAAACACCUACGAGCGGGAGAUGUUUGACCGCGCCAGCAUGAAGCUCGGGCUCGAUCGCGCGAUCCUGCAACGCAUGGAUGGGGAUGCGGCCAUGGAAGGGUUCGACGCGUCCAAGCCGCCGUCGUCGCUCUCCAAAACGGAGAUCGAGGAACUGUUGAAGAAGGGCGCGUAUGGAGCCAUGUUGGAUGAUGAGGCGUCCCAGCGGUUCUGCGAUGAGGAUAUCGACAGCAUAUUGUCACGCCGGACGCAGGUGGUGAAACAUGACGCGCCGGCGGCCCAAUCUGAAAAGGGCUCGAUUUUUUCAAAAGCGACCUUCUCGGCGGGGAAUGCGGAUAAUGUGGAUAUCAACGACCCCGAUUUCUGGGACAAGAUGGCCGAGAAAGCCAAACUGGACAUCGUCGAGCCGCUCUCCACCGAAGCGGAGCUUAUCAUCGAUUUACCACGGCAGAGGCGACAGGUGCAGCGGUUUGGCGCCGAACGGCACGGGUUGACGAAUUUCAGGGGGAGUCCGGUUGUCGAGGAUGAUGGCGAUGAGUGGACCGCCAAUGGGGGCGGUGCAGGGGCAAGGCAACACCGUGCCCAGGCGGAGGUGAUCAAACCGUGGGCGCAGGCGGAGAAGACGCGGCUGGAACGCGCGAUGAUGGUGCAGGGGUUUGAUUCGUGGGAUGUGAUGUGCGGUAAAGCGUUGAAUCGGAGGUUUCCGGAGGAUGUGAGGGGGUGUGCGAGGGCGAUGGUUUUGCAUGGGUUGGGCUGUGCGGUGAUUGAUGCGGAGACGCUUGCGGAUGUCAAGGGCGCUGUUGGACCUGAGAUUGAGGAGUUUGUGAAGGACGGGAAGUUUGUCAUUCCUGAAGUGCCGUACCCGAACCCCUCGCGGAGGCAAUUGGCCGAGUAUCGGUCGUUUAUGCUUGACGCGCCGCAGGAGUAUCUGGACCAUCUGGAGAAACGCGCCAAGAAUAUGUUGAUGCGGGUGGGCAUGAUGCAUUGUAUUCGGUACCGCAUCAAGCCGCAGAAAGAUACACCUAUGCCGAGGGUGGUGGGCGCCCCGCCGGCAAGUUGGUGGGGCCCAAAACAGGAUCUGCAUAUGUUGAUUGGGAUCGCCAAGCAUGGGUACGGGCAGUAUGAUAAGAUACGGGCGGACCCCGACUUGUGCUUUUUGGCGCAGACGUUCGGCGGCGCGGAGAACAAUGCGAGUGCGGGACAGCAAAAUGGGGGAGAUAGCACCACCAAAAUCGAGCUUGACAGCCAAGACGAGGAUGAAAGCAAGACCAACGACGAGGACGCGCGUGAUAACGCCGUCAAAGACGAAAAAGACGAUACCCUCGAAUUCGACGAUAUGGACGACGACGACCCCGACGCCGGCGGCCGCGGGUCCGAACUCCCCUCCGGCGCCGGAACGCCCUCGCUAAACGCCACCGACUCCGCGGCCCCACCCCCUCUCAACGGCACCGCCAACGUCUUCCCGUCCCCAUCAGACCUGGGCUUCCGUCUCCGCCGGAUCAUCGCAGCCUUCACGAAACAGCUGAACGCCUCCGCGCGCGAAUCGGCUAAACAGAAACAGGCGUCUGAGAAAACAAGGUUGAAAUUGGAACGCGAGCAGGAAAAGAUUCGGGCGAGGGAGCAGGAGUAUUCGCGGAAAGAUAGGCAGGAGUUUCAACGCACUUUGCUUUCGUAUGGCGUUGAUACGGUGCCGGGACAGCCGGAUGUGAGGGAUUGGACAAGGUUCAAGGAGCUCAGUUCACUGAAGAAGAGUCCGGAGGCGCUUGAGGUGUAUUUUGGGAAGCUGGUGCGGGAUUGUGAGGAAAUUGUGAGGAAAGCCGAGGCUAUACCUGAUCAGGACGCGGAUGUGACUGCUAAUGGGGAUGCGGCGAAUGGAGACGCGACGGCGAGUGGGAAUGGAAAGACCUCUGUGAAUGGGAGUGCGAAUGGGACUGGGAAUGCGGGUUCGCAGCCGCAGCCUGUCGCGGGCGAUGAGGAGAACGCGGACACCCAGGAGGAUGUGACAUACGACCGCGCGAAACGGAUCCUUAAACGGGUUGACCAGAUGAGGAUCUUGAGGUUGGAUGUGUUGACGCAGCCUCAUCUGGAGCAGAAGAUUGGGCUGUUGAAGCGACAUGGGCGGUCCGGGUUGCCGACGUGGUGGACUGCAAAGCAUGAUUUGGACUUCUUGAAGGGCGUUGCGAAGUGGGGGUUGACGAGGAAUGACUUGAUCAUUGAGGACCCCGACCUAAUGUUCUACGAGCUCCACCAAGAAUUCCUGGCCUCUCUCAAGAAACGCGCCUCAGAAAACCUCGGAAAAGACGAGCUAGUCGACGGCAAAUGGGAAGACAAGUUCUGGAUGCGCGAGCCCGUCGCCCUCCGCCGCUUUGACGCCCUCAUCGAAGCCGCCAUGAAACCCUUACCCAAACCCCGGGGAAAGCCCGGCCGCAAACCCAAAGACGCCGCGUCAUCGCCUGCCCCGCUGCAGAAGGGGCAAGUUACGCCGUCGGAAACCCCGACGAGGGGCCCGGGUGGGAAGUCGGUCAAGUUGAAGCUGAAGUUGGGGCAGACGCCGGAGGGUGGGGAUCCAGGUGCUGGUGCUGCGGAGGCGGCUGGGACAGGCGACGGCACGGCAUCGCGUAGACGGAAACGGGACCGGGACGCGGCAGACCGGGAGAGUCAGGUAUUACCGCCGGCGGCGUCAAAGAAAAAGCAAAAGAAGAAACAUCGCGAGUCGCCGGCUGUCGAGCGCCAUCGCGAUCACGACCGUGACCGGAAACACCGCCGGCGUGAACGUCGCCGCAGCGAGACGGGUUCUAGCGGCGACGACACGGACACGAUGCUGCAGGCCGCGCGGCGCAAGACGGACCGCAGCCGGAAGAAGCGGAAACGCGAUCCUAACGACUCGGACAUCCUCUCUGACGACGACAGUGAUGUUGACCUGCGUUUACGGUCGCGGAGGCAGAAUGGGGAGAGUAGUACGGCGGUUGGAGGACUGGAGCAGAAGGACCGCAAACGUAAACGAUCUUCCGUGGGCAAACCCGAUAAAGGCCACCAUCGCGAAUCGAAACGGAGGAAACGGAGUCGGUACGACGGUUCAUCCAACGACGACGGUCUGCUCUCGUCCCCCAUUUCGGACCUCUCCUCGCCAUCCCUCUCUUCGUCCGACUCCGACUCCGACCGGGAUCUCAAGCGCCGGCGGAAACACAACCACGCAUCCUCAUCAUCAUCCCGGAAACAACACCGCCACUCCCGCCCAUCUUCCUCAAACGGAAGAAAUAGCAAACGCCGCUCUUACUCCCCCUCGGACUCCCCCUCCAGUCUCAGCGACACCGAUAGCGACGUAUCACCACCGCCCCACCGACGCCGCUCAUCCCAUUCUCAUUCACACCGCGAACGGGAACGGGAGCGGGACCGUCACACUAACCGACGACGAUCGCAUCACUAUGAGAGCGAUCUGACCACUUCCGAAAGCGAGGUGGACCGGCAACGCAGCCGGAAACCGUCUUCGUCGUCUAAACACGCCAGACGGUCUGAUGUCGGCGGUGGGAGUAGCCGACAUGGUGGCGGGGUGCAGAAACGGGGAAGGGAGAGUCGGGGGCGGUUUGUGUCGCCGCCACCACAACCGCAACCGGCACAGCAGCCGCAAUCGUCGAGUCAUGGCGCGAAUGGGGCUGGAAGAUUAGUGGAGGACGAGCAUAUCUUUUCGUCGGGGAGUUUGAGUGAGGGGUCUUUGGCGUGAGGAUGGAUCACUUGACAUGUGACGUAUGGGGUCUGGACCAUUCAUUUCGCACCGGGAAGUGGAGGAGUAGGGAAUGGCCAUGGAUCAGGUUGGAUGUUGUUUCGGUCUGCGGGUUAAGGUACCCGCCGACCUUAUGCGCACACAUCCCUACAUUUUGUCCCCGACACUGCUUGAGAUUAUGCGUUUCUUUAUGUCAUAGUGGGA
This is a messenger RNA of Fimicolochytrium jonesii, 6043 nucleotides long. Its product is annotated as SNF2 family N-terminal domain-containing protein. The transcript has 8 exons. Gene Ontology annotation, biological process: chromatin remodeling; negative regulation of transcription by RNA polymerase II. The coding region runs from base 278 to 5839 and encodes 1853 amino acids. Gene Ontology annotation, molecular function: chromatin binding; ATP hydrolysis activity; ATP binding. Gene Ontology annotation, cellular component: nucleus; chromatin. The record is from RefSeq and is a predicted model, not a curated record. Lineage: Eukaryota; Fungi; Chytridiomycota; Chytridiomycetes; Spizellomycetales; Powellomycetaceae.